Pogonomyrmex barbatus (red harvester ant) is the source of this 3493-nucleotide messenger RNA. It is a transcript of the gene CycA, whose product is annotated as cyclin A. NCBI's taxonomy places the organism in Eukaryota, Metazoa, Arthropoda, Insecta, Hymenoptera, Formicidae. The record is from RefSeq and is a predicted model, not a curated record.
GCUCAGAUAACGUCCUGCCAGCUGUUGGUGUUACAUUUGUUUGAAAUCAAACGGCAACCGUGGCCCGUUGGUUGUCGAGUUCGUGCGAUUACCUCGUGAUCUCGGUCAUGCAGAGGUGGCUAUAAAACGCUCGGGGACAUCGACGUUUCGUCGCGGCACGUGGAGAGACCGGGACGGGCGCGCGCACGCAUUUAUCGACAUAGCGGAAUUUUUUCUUCACCCGGUGUUUCGUCCUGACGGCGGAGGAGGCCUUAGUCCUUAACGCACGCAUACACACGCGCGACGUAUCGUUCCAAUUCCUUACGCGCGGGAGGCAUAUCGUCGCGAGCCACGACGAUAAUGGAUAUCAGGAUACCAGGACACCAGGAUGACCAGGAGAACCGUAUUGAUUUGCGUAGCCGCGGCAAGGAGAACCUCUCCGUCACUGCUGCCGCUGCCGCCGCCGCCACCGCGAGCAUGCAAAUACAAGUGCUGCAACAAACGAAACGCGCCGUCCUUGGUGUACUGAAUAACAACAACUGUCCACGGAACGUGACGAAGCCCCAGGAAUUCUAUAAAGAUGAGAAGUAUAUCAAAGCGCCACCUGCAUUUUUAUCUACGUUAACUACUGAGCCUUUAAAACUUCAUGAAGAUGCAUUUUAUAAAAAGGAAGGACCCUUUAAGAUUUACGAGGACAAAUUGGAAGAGGAGACAUCUGUUGCACUUAGGAAUACAAAGGAGGAAGCAAAAUCUUCCCAAGAAACAGUGGCCAAGUCUGAUGUCAGGGAACAGCCAAGAUUAGAAAUACGUGCAACCAGUUCCACUUAUGUAUUUUGUAGUAAGAUCGAAGAAAUUUGUCCAAAGCAGGAUGAUGACUUAUCAAAAGAUAGUCCCAUGUCUGUGGGAAUGUCAUUGGAAAAGUCACUUACAUGUAGUAGUUCUUCCAACAAGGAGUAUAGAACUAGAAGGGAAAAUAUUAAAGAAAUGAGAAGUUUCUUUGAUGUAGAUGAAUAUCGAGCCGACAUAUAUAAUUACUUACGAAAAUCAGAAACAUUACAUAGACCAAAGCCUGGUUACAUGAAGAAACAACCUGAUAUUACGUAUUCAAUGAGAUCUAUAUUGAUAGAUUGGCUCGUGGAAGUAGCCGAAGAGUAUCGAUUGCAAGACGAGACUCUUUACUUGGCUGUUUCAUAUAUAGAUCGCUUCUUAUCAUACAUGAGUGUUGUAAGAACAAAGUUACAACUUGUUGGGACAGCCGCUAUGUUUAUUGCGGCGAAAUAUGAAGAGAUUUAUCCGCCCGAUGUAGGAGAAUUUGUAUAUAUCACAGAUGAUACGUAUUCGAAGACACAAGUGAUAAAAAUGGAAAAUUUGAUAUUGAGGGUUUUAUCGUUUGAUCUAACUGUUCCGACGCAUCUAACAUUUCUUAUGGAAUAUUGCAUCAACAACAACUUGUCAGACAAAAUUAGAUUUUUGGCCAUGUAUUUGUGCGAGUUAUCGAUGCUCGAAGGAGAUCCAUAUUUACAAUAUUUACCCAGCCAUUUGGCGGCAUCCGCAAUAGCAUUAGCGCGACAUACGUUACAGGAGGAAAUCUGGCCACAUGAAUUGCAACUGUCGACUGGAUAUGAUUUUAAAACUCUUAAGGAAUGUAUCGCGUAUUUAAACAGAACCUUCUGCAAUGCUCCUAACAUCGAACAAACAGCAAUAUUGGAGAAAUAUAGAAGCAGCAAAUACGGUCAUGUAUCUAUGCUGUUGCCUCGUAGUACCGAGGCGGUAUCAUGCGAGGACGAAGAUGAAGAAGAAAGCGCUUAGUAAAAAAUAUUGUCAGACGGACACAGAAUUAAAAUAAUUUUGUUUCUGUGUUUAAAUUGGUAAUUGAAUAACAAACCUCCCAUGAUAACCCUAUCUAUGUUGAAAAUGAAGGAGGGGAUCAGGAUGACUGACCUACCAUUUCUACAAAGUGGAAGGAAAAAGCGUACGGUUUAUUUGUUUCUAUUAGCUUGUUUCGGUUUGGUUGGUACAUUUUGCAAGCAAAAUGAUACUUGGCUCCCCUACCUUCGUUACACAUUAUCUUAUAUCGGUGUCUUCUGACUUUCUCGAGUCAUGGCCAAACGAAAUUUUUAAUAAUUUAAAGUUCCAUUAUAUAUCAAUACGUGAAAUUCUAGACAGAGAUAAUACAUUAUUUAGAACUUGUAUUUUUAUAAGUACUUUUUUUAGAGGAUUGUUAAAACAACGAACGUGUUGCUGUUGCAAUAUAUGCAAACAGCCAAAAAUUCGAUUGCAAGUAAACCACCUCAAUAAUAAUGAGAAUCGUAAGCAAAGCGAUUUUGUAUUUAUUAUUAUCGUUUUACCGUUAGGUGCGCAGCAAUUAACGAUAUAUAUUUCAGAUGAUAUUUUCGCGAAAUUCACUUGCAAUUUAUUAUUUCGAUCAAUUUUUUCAGUCCUUGUACAGUUAUUUAUUUACAACAUUUUAGGUACCAUAAUUAAUAUCAAAUGCGUAAUUUGUUUUAUUAGAAAAGUAAGGUAUCUUUAUAUAUAUAUAUAUAUAUAUAAAUAGAUAUAUAUCUGUAUUGCAUUAUACACAAGAGCAUUUAGAUUGCGCUGUGCAAGAUUACAUCGUCAAUUAUCUUUUGACAUGAAUCAUUUCAAAAUUUCUCUACCAAGAACAUACGUGCUAUUUUUCCACAUUCAUCCAAUUCAUUCAUUCAUAAUGCAUGAAUAUAAUCGUAUACUUGCAGUAAUCAAUUUUCGUUUUUCGAUUGCAUUGACAUACAAUAUUGCACAGUACAAUUGCUGCAUUUUAAUAUAACACAAAAUACCUAGGUGUUCAUCAAAUCUGCAUGAGUAUAUUCAUAUGAAUUUAAAUACAGAUAUAAAAAAUGUUAUGGAAUCAUAUCGUUACACAUGAAUACAUAUUCAAUUCUACGUUAAUUGUAAAUUAUAUGGUUUUGCUCCACAGUUUAAUAUAGUUGACAUGGCACGAAACUAGAAUUUCUCGAAGAUUACUUGAUGAAAUUUAAGUGCCUUCUGAAAUACACAGGAUAUUGAGAGACACGGAAUAAAAUUUGCUGCAGAUUUCACGUAUACAUUUACACAUCCAUACGCAUAUAAACAAUUAAAAAUAAUAAAAACAUUUUAAAAUUUUGUUGGAUACGUUCCGUAAGGAUGAAACUAAAUUUCAAAAAGCAGUCUUUCGAAAAAAAAACCCUGGUUUUAAACCAAGAUUUUAUCUAUGAAACAAUCUUUUCUUCAGCAAUAUUUAAAAAUUAAAAACGCGAAUGUUUAUUAGUAUUUUCACAUAUGACAUAAUGCGUUUUUCUAUAUCACAUUGUUAUAAAAUAUUUGGAGCUAUUUCGACGUAACGCAAAAUCGUUGUAUGAAAAACGUUUCUGUAAUGAAUUUAUAGAUGAAAAGCAUGACUAAUAUAACAAUUGUAAAUAAUACCAAAAAAAUGUUCUCUUUACGGAGGUUUUGGAAGAAUACUUUAUGAAGGAAUAAAGAGGAAGAAUGAAACAGA